UAUGGACAUAAAGGAAUAAUAUGCAUAGUAUACACAAAAAAAUUACACCGCUAAUGUGUUUAAAGUAGGGGAUCAUAAUUUCAUAUUGGACAAAAGAUAUAAUCCCACAAAUCAAUUAGGAAGUGGAGCCUAUGGAGUGGUCUUACAGGCAGAUGAUUUAAAGGCUCCUCCUGAAGGACCUAAAAAAGUGGCAAUUAAGAAAAUCGAGAAGACUUUUUAACACCGUUUUUAUGCUAAACGUACAUUAAGAGAAUUGAAAAUAUUGAGGAAUCUUAAACAUGAAAAUGUAUUCUUUAACAUAUCUCCUAGAUUGUUAAUUUAAUUACCAUAGCUUUGCCCAAAUCAAGAGUAUCAAUGAAUGACAUGUAAAGUAAUGAAAUAAUUUUAGUUAUUUGGUUACAGAAUUAUUGGAUACUGAUUUACGUAAAGUAUUAGAAAGAGAACAUGCUAAAUUAACAGAAGAUCAUUAUAAAUUAUUUCUAUAUUAAAUCUUAAGAGGAAUUAAAUAUAUGCAUUCUGCCAACAUUUUACAUAGAGAUUUAAAGCCAAGGAAUAUACUCUUAAAUAAAGAAGAUUGUAUGUUAAAAGUCUGUGAUUUUGGUUUAAGUCGUGCAUUACUUAGUCAAGGAUUAAAUGGUUAAAAUCCAAAUGUGAUGACUGAUUAUGUUGAAACUAGAUAUUAUAGAGCUCCUGAAUUGCUUCUAGGAUUGAAAUAAUAUACAAAAGCUGUAGAUAUGUGGUCAGUAGGUUGUAUUUUUGCUGAAAUUGUACGUGGAAAAGCAUUAUGGAGAGGAGCAUCUGCAGAAUCUUAAUUAAAAUUAAUCUUUGAAACUAUUGGUACUCCUAAUAAAUAAGAAAUUAAAAAUUAUAAAGAUCCUUUCUUCUAACAAAAGAUGUUAGAAGCUGUGGUUCAUUUAGGAUAAUUUUAGAAAGUUCCACUGGACAAAAUCAUCAAAGGAAUUUCUCCUCAUGGAUAUGAUUUAUUAGAAAGGCUUUUAGAAAUUGAUUUUAAUAAAAGAAUUACAGCUGAUGAAGCAUUGGCUCAUCCAUAUUUUGAGGAUCUUCAUUCUCCUGAAGAUGAGCCAUUUCGUCAACCAGUGAGUGACAAAGAAUUUGAAUUUGAAUUGUAUGAAUUAACAACAGAAUAAUUAAAAGGUAUUUUAUAUCUAUAAUUAAUAGACAUGGUAUAUGAGGAAAUACUACUAUACCAUUAUCCUGAUUUUAGAAAAGAAUAUGAAAGAAAAAUAGCUGAAAAUGAAAGUGUUAUUAAACAUAUCUUAACAGGAUAAAGUGCAAGAUUAAUAGAUCCAUUAGCAGACGAUGAUUUUCCUGAUUUUUAAUGA
Molecule: messenger RNA, 1343 nt
Organism: Paramecium pentaurelia
Lineage: Eukaryota; Ciliophora; Oligohymenophorea; Peniculida; Parameciidae
Source: the annotation of a GenBank genome assembly